Messenger RNA from Mya arenaria, 3310 nucleotides. RefSeq names its product dynein axonemal intermediate chain 4-like. The record is from RefSeq and is a predicted model, not a curated record. Gene Ontology annotation, biological process: cilium movement. Gene Ontology annotation, cellular component: axonemal dynein complex. Gene Ontology annotation, molecular function: dynein heavy chain binding; dynein light chain binding. The transcript has 24 exons. Lineage: Eukaryota; Metazoa; Mollusca; Bivalvia; Myida; Myidae. Bases 191 to 2764 code for a protein of 857 amino acids.
GCUUUUGCAUUUAUUUUGGUGUUAUUUAUAAUCACUGCCUAUGUGGUCGUGAUGAUUUCUUAAUAUUUGUUGAAAUUCUUACCAAGACUCUUAAAAUUCUUCACAUCUCGAUUGACCAAUCACAUCAAGUCUUUCAUACCCCAUUGGUUACUAUAGACAACUUCAGAAGCUUUGAACAAAAUGGUGGACUAUGUCGACAAAUAAAAGCAAGAGGUCCCAACAUAUACUAGCGCCAGGAAACAACACUGGUGCUAGCAUGACAUCCAAGAAAAGCCAUGGAACAGCGCAGAUGAAAAGUAAAUAUGGCGCUUCUGUAAGAGGUACAACUUAUGGCAGCUCACGGACAAACCUACCAUCCUCUGCCAGCAAGACACGGAGCAUGGGCAAUGCACCGGAUGCUGCAAGACCUGGGAAGGCUCCUGUUCAGAUAUUUGAUGAGGGUGGCAAUGAUGUGACCCCUCUACCUCUCCACAUGACUGACCCCAAUCAGUUGAAACAGAAACAGAGCAACCUUCUGGGAGACAGCUCUGCUGGAACACCUACAGACUUAAUGUCCCAGGCUUCAAUCUACAACACAGGAACAGUGACUGCCAGCACUUUUGGUGGGGGACCAUUUACACGGUCAGUGUUCAGUGCCUCAUAUGACACAGGGUCAGAGUCGAUGAUUGAGGCGGAAGACACAGACCAGUCACAUGAUAUCAACACAACAUGGGGAGAGAUUCGUCACAAACGAGAAGAGGUGAAGGAAGAUUUGACAGAGGACGACCUAGAGAAGAUUAUCGACCUGACAUUGACAGAGACUGAAACAAUAUGGCUACUCGACAUGCCAGGAGUGUGCGUCUCCCUUGAAAGUGAGGAAGCUGCUGGUGUCACUAAGAAGAAUGAGGCAUAUAAAGAUUUGCUGAAGAAUAAGCAAGGCAAUGACCGAUAUGCCGAAAGAGGGAUGAACACAUUCAAUGAACCACAGAAAUGUAAACUGGUGCAGACUAGCAAGAUCGGAUAUAAUGAGGUAGGGGUGAAUGCUACAACAUGGGACAUGUAUGAUACCUUCCAGCAACUAGAUAAAGACACAAAAGCGAAGGGAGAAGAUGAUGAGGAGGAGGGUACGAUAUCACGCCCUGGCAGUCCGAAGGAAGGAGAGGUGACUGAGCAGGCUACAGAGACUACCGACCCUGCCACAGGUGCACCCAUCGUACGGGAGAAGAGUGCUGCUUCAGUCAGGAUUGACAGUAGAGCAACAUUCUCAUCGUCGAUUGCGGGGUCGGAGAGCGUGGUAGCCAGCCGAGAGACGGGUGUGUCUUCCAUGCCAACAAGCGAGGCAUCACAGUUUGACGAGAACAUUAUUCUCCAGUCGGAUCAGUUCAAGACGGACCUUUUCAUCAUGGAGCGAGUGAUUAAUCUCAACACAUACCAGGGCAAGCAGGCCCUCUACAGGGGCUUCAACAUCGUCACUGGCACUGAGAGUGAAGACUCUGGUUCCCAGCGCCAUGUUACGGACAUAGAUGGGGAGAGUGUAACUGCGACGCCUGCCCAACUUGUUGAGGAUGUAGGACCCAACUUUGACCGUCUCUGGUCGUACACAUGCAAGGCCACUCAAGGUCGCAACGUUAGCUGUCUAUCGUGGAAUAGAUCCAAUCCUGAUCUAAUAGCAGUUGGUUAUGGCCAGUUUGAAUUCUCCAAUCAGAAGGAAGGACUUCUCAUGUGUUGGUCUCUCAAAAACCCAGAGUUUCCGGAGCGAGUUUACACCUGCAAGGAGGGCGUGACAGCCGCUGAUUUCUCACGGGUCAACCCCAGCCUUCUCGCAGUUGGUUUAUACGAUGGAGGUGUGGCUGUGUACAAUGUCAGGCAUUCGACCGAUGAGCCCAUUCUGGAUAAUUUCCUGUCCCCUGGCAAGCACACGUCACCUGUCUGGCAGAUCAAGUGGAUUGAGAAAGAGCGGGGAUCUGGCGAUGAGACUGCUGAAGUCCUUGUGUCUAUCUCCACCGACGGCCGCGUAUGUCAGUGGUCCAUUAGGAAAGGAUUUGAGUGUUACGACCUGAUGCGCUUAAAGAAAAUGCCGACACGCAUGGGCGGGAAGAAGGAGAAGAAGGGAGAGGCGUUUAUUUCUCGGCACGCAGGCGGACUCUGCUUUGACUUCAACAUAAGAGACUCUAACAUAUAUUUAGCUGGCACAGAAGAGGGUCACAUUCACCGCUGCUCCUGUUCAUACAAUGAACAGUUCUUAGAAAGCUACUUUGGCCAUAAUGGUCCUGUGUACCGUAUCGUGUGGUCUCCGUUUGUGCCAGAUGUGUUCCUGAGUUGCAGCGCAGACUGGAGCAUCCGUCUCUGGCACCAGGACAAACCCCGACCCAUACUUAACUUCUUCUCAACUAAUAAACCAGUUUUUGACAUUGCCUGGUCGCCAAAAUCAGCGACAGUGUUUGCCUGCGUGAACGAGGGAUCUGUUGAGGUCUGGGAUCUAGUGUAUAGCACCCUUGAUCCUAUGAUCACCAUGGAACCUUCCUCCGGUGCCAAACAGACCUCAGUUACCUUCUCCAAGAAUUCUGAUUGCCUGUUGGUAGGGGACAGUGAAGGCCAGGUGACAGUGCUACAGCUGCGUUUCAUGCCCGCCCUACCCUCACAGGAACAACAGGGUGAUGCGCUGAUGAAGGUAAUCAACACGAGUCUGUCCACACAGCUACAGAACCAGCCACAGCAGGAAAACGUGCAGGCUGAGCGCGAGGAUACCACUCUGGAGGAUGACUUAACUGAGAUGGAUUCUUAAAAAAAACAAAAAAAACAUGGGAAUUUGAUAAUUUGGCAUACUGUAUAAAGUAUAUAUGGGAACUUUACAUAAAAACAACAACACACAUCAGACCAUAAAAUUGAAUAGAAAGGCACCACUUUAUAGGCUAUUACAAAAUAUGUGAUUAUGGGAGUAAACUCUAUAUUAGUUUAUUAAAAAGGACAGUUAUAAGUGAAAGGUUGCAUUUUAUAUACCCGGAGAGAAAAACACGACCUCAGGCAAGUUGCUGAGGCAGAGUGCUAUUCAAUGAAAAGGCAGCAAAAUUCUAGCAACAAGGAACUGUAAGGGCUCUCUUGCAUCAUACUGUUGCAUAGGAUUUGUGCUUACAGCGCUCUUGAGCCAACUACUAGAGGAACGCAUCCCUGGUGAAAUCCAUGUAAUAAGAAGCAAAAUAAGAUGUGCUUAAAUAUCAGGGGAGAUAAUUUGUCUAGAUUUUCAAUUUGAGUUGCCUAUUUUGCUAAUGCAUAUGAUAUAUGAAAGCUUACAUACACUUAACAUGAACAUCAUUUAUUGAACUCAAUGCUU